AUGCCGGGCAAGACUACCUCCACUCCCCGUAUUACCAAGUUCACCAACUGCCGCUUGGUGCGCGGUUCGAGUCUGGUGGAACAAGAUCUCUGGAUUGACUCCCUGACCGGAAAGAUCCUCAAGGAUCAAGAGGCCUUCUAUGAGUUGCACCUGUCUCCAGAUGAGAUCAUUGAUCUCGGUGGCCGCAUCGUGGCCCCGGGCAUGAUUGACGUCCAACUCAACGGUGCCCACGGCUUCGAUUUCUCUGUUCCAUGUGAUACAAAGGAGGAAUAUGAUGAGGGUCUACGCAUGGUGAACCGCGGCCUCGCCCGUACCGGUGUCACCUCCUACCUGCCAACAGUCGUUAGCUCCACCCCCGAGGUAUACUGGAAGGUCCUCCCCUCCCUCGGACCAACCGCAGGCAAACACCAGCCACAAGAUGGCGCCGAAUCCCUAGGUGCCCACGCCGAAGGCCCAUUCAUCAGCCCCGGCCGCAACGGCGUCCACAAGACUGAAGUGCUCCGCGCAGCGCAAACCUUCCAAGACCUCCUCCAUUGCUACGGCGCAGAUAACAUGACCAGCGCAAACCCAAUCAAGAUGAUAACCGCAGCCCCGGAAGUCGGCGACAUGAUGUCCCAAAUCCCAGAGAUCGCCAAGCGCGACAUCGUCUACGCCAUCGGCCACUCAGACGCAACCUACGAGCAGGCCGUGCAAGCUACCCACCAGGGAGCGCGCAUGAUUACCCACCUCUUCAAUGCUAUGCGUCCCUUCUACCACCGUAACCCUGGUAUCUUCGGUUUGCUCGGCCAGAGUGAGCGCCGUCGGCCGUUCUAUGGUGUUAUUGCCGAUGGUAUCCAUUUGCAUCCUACUUCUAUUAAGAUUGCGUACAAUGCGCACCCUGAGGGGUUGAUUCUUGUUACGGAUGCUAUGCGGCUUUGUGGAUUGCCGGAUGGGACAUAUGAGUGGACGAACGGGGAACGGAUUGUGAAGACUGGUGCACGGUUGACGCUUGAGGGCUCGGAUAAGAUUGCUGGUUCUUCGGCGACGCUUAUCGAGUGUGUUAAUAACUUCCGUCGCUGGUCUGGUUCGUCCACUGCUGCUGCUAUCAAUGCGGUUACUGCUACUCCUGCGCGUCUGCUUGGCUUGCAGGGUGUGAAGGGAUCGCUGGAUAGUGGUGCUGAUGCUGAUCUGGUUGUGCUGGGUGAGAAUGAUGAUCCGUUCUCUGGUCCUACCUUGACUGUUGAUCAGGUGUGGAAGCUCGGUACUAAGAUUCAUGAUACUGACAAGGAGGUUUGA
This is a messenger RNA of Penicillium canescens, 1275 nucleotides long. Its product is annotated as N-acetylglucosamine-6-phosphate deacetylase. The record is from RefSeq and is a predicted model, not a curated record. Gene Ontology annotation, biological process: N-acetylglucosamine catabolic process. Bases 1 to 1275 code for a protein of 424 amino acids. The transcript has 2 exons. NCBI's taxonomy places the organism in Eukaryota, Fungi, Ascomycota, Eurotiomycetes, Eurotiales, Aspergillaceae. Gene Ontology annotation, molecular function: N-acetylglucosamine-6-phosphate deacetylase activity.